GUGCGUAAAGAGGGUUUGGCACAAGACGCCGCGCGUAAACAAAAGCACAUUGUCAGCGCCGCUGCUGCCCAGUCUGCCCAGAUGAAGUGAGCGGUCAUUCCCACUGGUCUGAACAGACAGCGGACUUCACUUGGAUUGGAUUCUUUUUAUGAUUUGGAAGCCUCGCGUGGACGACCCUUUAAUAGCCAAUUUAGUCGAAACGUUUUCGUUUAAAGGUUGCAAACAGACUUUUGUUCUUCCUUCAAGCUGGAGAACCAAGAAAGGAAUUAAAUCUUUUGGAAAACGGGACUUAAAGGGGGUCAUGCCGUGCGUCCAGACCCAGUGCAGCUCCUCGCCGCAAGGCGCCAGCCCCGCGUCUCAGAGCGCCGGCGCGGAGUGCAGCUGCGACUUCCUCACGCCGGAGUUUGUCAAGUUCAGCAUGGACCUGACGAACAGCGAGCUUUCGGCUGCCUCAUCCGGACCCGGUUUCGGCAACUCCGCGGACGGCUACGGCGCCGGCUACGACGCGAAGCCGCCGUGCGUCUUCCAGAUGCCCGCGGUCCAAGCGGAGCUGCCGUGCGUCAAAGUGGAGGAUGCCCACGGAUGUCCGCGCUAUCAGAACCCCCUGCACUCCUCGGAUGACUUGCUCUCCUCCCAGAGCUCCGUGUAUUACUACCGCGCCCCCUCGCCGCACGGCUUCCACCCGCCACAUGGACACAUCUGGGAGGAUUCCGGCUCUCUGUACAAAAACGCGCUUUCCAGGUUUUCCCUGUUUUCUCUGAAGCACACGCCGCACGGUACCCAGAGCUUCCCCACCUGCCAGGUCAAAUUUGACGUCUCCAUGAACUUGGACGCGGGCGGAUGCGGGUCGCACCACCACCAACAAGGGAAAGCCCUCGGAAUGGGCUUCCCUCGCCCCCUCCAGUUCCCCCACAGCCACCACUUUAUGGAAUACCAGAGCUCUGCCGGAGCCGCGCGAGGAGCGCUGAGCUCGGAGGGGCUGUGCGCGGUGUGCGGGGACAACGCAGCCUGCCAACACUAUGGAGUCCGCACCUGCGAGGGCUGCAAGGGCUUCUUCAAGCGAACAGUGCAGAAAAAUGCCAAAUAUGUGUGUCUGGCUGCAAAAAGCUGCCCUGUGGACAAGCGACGGAGGAACCGAUGCCAGUAUUGUCGCUUCCAGAAGUGCCUGGGGGUGGGAAUGGUCAAAGAAGUGGUGAGGACAGACGGUCUUAAAGGCAGAAGAGGUCGUCUGCCAUCCAAACCUCGAGCUUUGCCAGACUCGUUUUUACAUGGCAGCACCCUUCUGAGUGCUGUGGUUAGGGCACAUAUAGAGUCAAAUCCUCCAGCGUCUCGUCUGGACUACUCCAAAUUCAAGGAGAGUCCAGGGGACCUGCUGGGUGACGAYGCUCAACACGUCCGACAGUUCUACGACCUCUUGAUGAGAUCGAUGGAAGUCAUUCGGAGUUGGGCGCAGAGGAUCCCAGGUUUUGCCACCCUWCCUAAACACGACCAAGACCUCCUCUUCUACUCAGCCUUCCUGGAGCUGUUCGUCUUGCGGCUGUCGUACAGAUCCAACCCAGAGGAAGGGAAGCUGAUCUUCUGCGAUGGGUCGGUGUGGCAUCGGCUGCAGUGCCUGCGAGGCUUCGGGGAGUGGAUUGACAGCAUUGUUGAGUUCUCCGCCAACCUGCAGAGGAUGAACCUGGACGUUUCCACCUUCUCCUGCAUCUGUACCCUGGCUUUACUCACUGAGCGCCACGGGUUGAAGGAGUCAAAGCGGGUCGAGGAGCUGCAGAACAACGUGGUCAGGUGCUUAAAAGACAACGAAGCCGCCRGUCCAGACGGAGGCGGCCCGUACCGCUGGUCCAACCACCUGUCCAGACUUCUGGAGAAACUGCCAGAACUUCGCACUUUGUGCAUCCAAGGCCUGCAGAGGAUUUUCUACCUGAAGCUGGAGGACCUGGUGCCGCCGCCUGCUGUGAUAGAUAAGUUAUUCCUGGACACGCUGCCAUUUUAGAGACUUUUUUUUUUCUUUUCAAGUUGCUGGGUGAGUAUUUGGGCCAAACAAUUUGCACAAAGCUAAUGAGUUUUGCCCGCAGGAAAUUUGCAACUCUUUAUACAGUAAUUGUAAAGUGAGCACAUCUACAUGUGUGAACACAUUUUCCUGUCUGUUCAGCUUGUAUAAAAUCAUUUUGAUACAAAACAAGCGCUUCUUUUUUCAUGCUUCUAUUUAUUAGUGAAUUGUUAAGUAAUAUUAGUUWCAAAUCGGUUCGCUGUAUUUAGUCUGUCAGUCGUGUCCAUGAUUUAAUAAAAGAUCACAUUAUGUUUUUGUUUUUUUGAUUGACCUACUUUUAUUCAAACCUCAGUGUAUUUUAUUGAGAUUUCACAUGAAUGGAGCAUAAAUGUAA
Molecule: messenger RNA, 2384 nt
Organism: Poecilia reticulata (guppy)
Lineage: Eukaryota; Metazoa; Chordata; Actinopteri; Cyprinodontiformes; Poeciliidae
Product: nuclear receptor subfamily 4 group A member 2-like
Biological process (GO): regulation of transcription by RNA polymerase II; dopaminergic neuron differentiation; central nervous system neuron differentiation
Cellular component (GO): nucleus; transcription regulator complex
Molecular function (GO): zinc ion binding; nuclear glucocorticoid receptor binding; RNA polymerase II cis-regulatory region sequence-specific DNA binding
Source: RefSeq, a predicted model, not a curated record